Molecule: messenger RNA, 1584 nt
Organism: Colletes gigas
Lineage: Eukaryota; Metazoa; Arthropoda; Insecta; Hymenoptera; Colletidae
Exons: 5
Coding region: 1-1323 (440 amino acids)
Source: RefSeq, a predicted model, not a curated record
AUGGUGGUCACCGGUGACCGGCACUUCGAACCAACAAUUCUUAACUGGUUCAGAGUGUGCUCUUGGUACUUGCAAGAGAGACGUGGCUGGUUCCCCGCCGUCAGCGUGGAGGGAAGAAAUCGAUCCAGAAAACAGCAUGCCACAGUAUCGCCGAACAAACAUCAGGACGUCAACGAUAGCGGUCACGUGACAAAAAUCGAAUUGGAGCUGGAGGAGGCUCCGGACGCUAUUCUCGUCGGCUCGAUGCCGUCAGAAUUGGAUGCCACGGCGGAAAUCAAUUCCACCUACCCUAACGGAACAGUGGUGGUCAGAGCCGAAGAAGCUCUGAUCGUUAUUUUGGUGCUGUUUCUCUGGGCAGCGGCGAUUGCCCUAUUCUUCAAUCGAUGGGGGAAGAUUAGGAUGUUGGAACCGUAUCAGCCUAAGUUCCAACAACAACACAGACCAAGUUGUACCACGAUCGAGCCGAAUCAACUUCAGACUCGUCGCACGUACUCCAAGUGCAACGUCCUCUGCGCGGACGAGUUGGCCUGCGUGGCGGGUCAGUCGCGACCCAGACAGAACAGCGUGUUCAUCGGUUCGAGCGCCUCGUUGCUCCCAGGCUCCCAGGGUACUCCCCGCCGUACGAAGAGCGCGUUCGACCUGCAGUCGUUGUUCCUGCCCGAGUGUAUCGCGCAGGAGAGCACCGAUCAGGACGCGUCUAGGAGCAUCAAAGCGGCGAACGAGUCCACGAAACUGUUACAGUGCGACCGUAGGACCAGUGUCUGUCAAUCGGACAGAAACGACGCGAGCAAGUCGUCGUUUGGUCGCGAUCGAGGGAUGAGCGUCUGCUACCUCGACGCCGGCCAGAAGCCGUGGCACCGCGACCGCGGCAUGAGCAUUUGUCAGUUCGAUCGUAUGGAUGUGCUGGCGCGACCGUUGCAGAGAGACCGCGGCGGUAGCAUUUGCCAUUUUGACAGAAUGGACGUUCUGGCCAGACCUUUGCAACGAGAUCGCACGGGCAGCGCUUAUCACUUCGAUAGAACGGACGUCCUCGCCAGACCGAGCCUCUCCACCGUCAAGUCUCUGCUGAGGGAGAGACGGGUGAGCAUAUGCAAUUUCUCGGAGAGGGACGAGGCGACGAGGAUCGGUCAGUCGGACAGGCGUUCGAGCAUUGGGAACGUCGACAAGAUCGAGGAGGACAGGUCAGCGACGGAGCAGGCGGAGAGGCAGGGGAUAUUCGCCAAGUGCACGCUCAAAGAUCGAAAGACCAGCUAUCAUCUCGAUCAGCCGUCUUGCAGCAAGACCUCCGACGUCGUGUUCGGGUACAAGGCCACUUGCGUGUAGCGCGCGGAAACCGAUGCGUCGCGGCAAGACAAUGACACGAAUUUUUGUCGACGACGGUACAAAUCGACGGUCCUCGACGCACAGUUGAUGUAUCAUUCGGUCGCCGGACCAACCGAACGCGUCUACUUUGUCGAUAUUCCGUUUUGUUCGCACCGAACGAUGAAAUAUUAAACGCGAAAACACUUUGGUAUUUUACGAAAGUUCGUCGGGUCGGGAUUGGUUUGAUAUUUAAUCGGGUGUUGCAUCGAGAAAUUUUAGAGA